CGAUGCACGAGCUCAAACGGGUGUCCAGAGAGUUUUUGUUUGGUUGAGAAAUACAACGUGCGUUCUUGUACAAUACACAUAGUAGUACUCGUCUUAAAGAUAACGCUGCCGUCCAUUCUCAUCUCCUUGGAUACAUCGUUAAACUUGUUCGUCUCCUUCCAAUCGAUGCUGAGAUCAGAGCAACAUAAGGAACACACGAAUUUCAUGUUUUCUUCCUCUUUCGUUUUCCAAAUUCAUCUCGGAGUUGAACAAAAUGAGCUUGCAGCAAAACGAACAGCAGCUGUGGCAAAGAAAAAUACUGUCACCAAGUCGCAUACCGUCUCCGAUAACCCUCGAGUGUUUACCAGAUUCCCCAAACGAGCAGCAGCAGAAGCAGCCUCGCCCCUGUUCUAGGGGCCUCGCUGCAAUCUUCUCUCUGUUCCCAAAGACUCAGCACUCUAGCGAAUCAAGAUACGAGAAGCAGGUUGCAGAACUCCAAGAGGAAAUUGGUCGACAAAGAGAGCUGAAGACGACCUAUAAGGCCCGUCUCGAGAGGACGCAGGAGUAUCUGAGGUACUGUCUGGAGAUCGCCAAGGAAAAUGGAUUCUUGCACCUCUUAUCCAGCGACACAGAAGUCUACGUUUCUGCAAAAAUGGAGAAAAAUUCCAGUUUGCAGGAAAUUGAUCAUCAAAAUUUGACUGGUAUAGUUGAUCAAGCGAAGCUCAACAAUUGGUACAUAGAGCCGGAUGAGAUCGAUGUCCACGAGCAAAUCGGCAGCGGAACCACCGCCAACAUCUACAGAGCGACAUGGAGAGGCCUGCCCGUCGCCGUCAAGUGGAUCCACCCUUCCGUACUCCAUUCCGGAGAAGGAAGCGGGGACCUGGCCUGGUUCGUCCAGGAGCUCGACAUCCUCUCGCGCCAGCGCCACCCCCACGUCCUCCGCCUGAUGGGCGCUUGCUUCCGCACUCCGAGACAGGGGUGGGUGGUCACGGAGCUCCUGAGUGGAAAGACGCUCGCGGAGUGGCUUCACGGGCACAAAGGGCGGGAGAAGACGAGGCGGGCGCCGCUUCCGCCUCUGAAGGAAAGGGUACUGAAGGGGCUGGAGAUCGCUCUGGCGAUGCAGUACCUUCACCUGCAAAAGCCCAGGAUCCUCCACCGGGACCUGAAGCCGAGCAACGUCCUGUUGGACGACGCGAUGCGUGUGCGGGUGGCAGACUUCGGGCAUGCUCGCGUGCUGGACGAGGGCGAGGAGGCGCUCACAGGAGAAAUGGGAACUUACGUGUACAUGGCGCCUGAGGUGAUCCGUUGUGAACCAUACACAGAGAAAUGUGAUGUUUACAGCUUUGCCAUCAUUCUAAAUGAGCUUGUAACUGGUGAACAUCCAUAUAUUGAGACCAAUUUUGGUCCCGGCAAGAUUGCACUGGAAGUGAGUGAAGGAAGGCUUAGGCCAAAUCUGAAAGAGUAUGAGGGGCAAUGCAAGGAGCUCAGAGAACUUAUAUCUUGUUCUUGGCAUCAAAAUGCUGAAAGUAGACCUGACUUUGCAGCUAUCACUUUGACUCUUGGAAAGGUACUAGAUGAGUUGAAGUAUAGUUGCUAGUGUUACGUGAUAUGGCCAAAAAUUUCAGUUAAAACUUGCAUGCAUAUCACUGUUCUUCGUUUAUACCUGAAAUUUUUGUUUCAUUUAAGAUUGUUGUAUUGUCCUCGUGAAUUUCUAAAUUUUAUAAUGAAGAGAAUACGCUUAUGAGCUAAGUAUUUUGAAGUUGGCUAAGAUUUGGGAGAUUAUAUAAGUGUACAACAACAGUAGGAGUACUCUGUAAACUAAUCUAUCUAGUUGUAGUAAAACAAGGCAUCCUCCGAGCCCAAAAGAUCAUCAAAGGAGCAGAUAAAUGGAGGGCUCAACUCUCUCACCAUCCAAUUCCCUGCAGCCGCCUCUAUAACUAAAUUGUUGUCAACAUCUGUCAGUGAGUUACUCCAGUUGAAAUUUUCUUCCAUCUCAAUCUCCAUGAAUGCAUUUGGAUCGAUGUUGCAAGAGUCUGCUUCCUUGAUCUCAUCCAACAUGGCUAUAUUUUCUGUGCAUGGUUGUGUAUUGAGGCUGUGACAAUGAGCUAAGCCUGUUGAUUUCUGCAUCUUCUUUUUGACAAUUUUAUUCCAGUAAUUCUUAAUUUCAUUGUCGGUACGUCCUGGUAAGCGUCCAGCUAUUAGAGACCACCUAUAUCAAUAUCAGAGGUUACUCAUCCUAAAAGCUUAAAUGUUGUUUUUCCUUUUAAGAAAAGUCAAAUCUAUAUAUUCAUAUCCUCACAUAAGGCAAGCUGAGAAGAAGUAGAAGUACCUAUUUCCUAGAAGCUUAUGAAGCCUGAUGAUGAGAUCUUCCUCUUCUUCAGUUAUGUUGCCUCUCUUGAUAUCAGGCCGAAGAUAGUUAAGCCAACGAAGUCGACAACUCUUUCCACUGCGUUUGAGGCCUAUUCCGAUGAGUCAAAUCAUUUAUCCCUGUAAUGAACAAUUCUGUUGCAAUAUAGCAUGUUUUCUUACCAGCUUUUCUUGCAAUGCUUGACCAUUUUUUGGCUCCAUGAGCUUCGAUGCAGGAUAUCAGGACUUGGUCUUCCUCUCUUGUCCAGGUUCCUCUGUGCCAGACUCGGAUGCUAUGCCUUCGAUCCAUUCUAUCAGCAACUCAUUUAUCCUGCGAGGCUUCUCUUCCUCUUGUUCUAGUUAUAUAAGUAGGACAGGUUUCUAAAUGGAUGAAAGAUGGAAUCAUUUGGUUUAUUUGGUUUACUUGCAUGAAAGGUAAACUGGGUAGAUUGCGUCCGCGCCCCAUCAACUCAAUCCUGACUCAUUCUACUACCUUUAAACACAUCCAGUUCGUGUGCAAAUUAUACUGCUAAUUCCAGGUUUAGUUACAUUGGUGAAUCUUGAUGACAAGGAUUAAACUUAUUGAGCAACAGGAAGACUGGUGAAGCUGGAAAUCUUUCUCUUGGGGAGAAUUGAGAAAUGCAGAGUUGUGUGAAGUAAGAAUCAUGGACUUUUCCACAACUAGAAGAAAGCCAACUUGGGCUUCCACAACAAGGUCCGGGGUGGUGUGUUGGGAGCACGAACUGUCGUCAUGAAGCCUGAAAUGCUCCAGGAAUUAUUCGCAGCCAGUCGAAUUGAAUGGCGACGGAUUCGAUUGGCCAACUUGAAAAAAAAAUGAUUAAUCAGGUUAGAUAAUGUUGAGGCUGAGGUGAUCGAGACUUGGAAUAUAUCUGAUUCAGUCCAACCUAAAAUGUGUUGAGGGUGGGGCUCAAUUUUUUUAAAAACAAAAUAGAGAAAAAUAAUUACAAUGAA
Molecule: messenger RNA, 3297 nt
Organism: Zingiber officinale
Lineage: Eukaryota; Viridiplantae; Streptophyta; Magnoliopsida; Zingiberales; Zingiberaceae
Product: serine/threonine/tyrosine-protein kinase HT1-like
Exons: 6
Coding region: 254-1576 (440 amino acids)
Biological process (GO): protein phosphorylation
Molecular function (GO): ATP binding; protein kinase activity
Source: RefSeq, a predicted model, not a curated record